Molecule: messenger RNA, 8661 nt
Organism: Chroicocephalus ridibundus (black-headed gull)
Lineage: Eukaryota; Metazoa; Chordata; Aves; Charadriiformes; Laridae
Gene: DTWD1
Product: DTW domain containing 1
Exons: 5
Coding region: 144-1070 (308 amino acids)
Biological process (GO): tRNA modification
Cellular component (GO): nucleus
Molecular function (GO): tRNA-uridine aminocarboxypropyltransferase activity
Source: RefSeq, a predicted model, not a curated record
ACACUCUUCCGGUCCCCUCCUCCCCGCGGCGGCCGAGCCCGACACUUUCGUUCCGGGACCUGUGAGGGCCGGGGAAGAAGCGGGCUACCUUCCGGGGCGAGCGCCGGCCCGCCGAGGGGCUGGAGCCGAGGGAGCGGCUAACCAUGUCUUUGAAUUCAUCUACACUUUUAAAUGAAGAAAAGUCUCAAGGACCAAAAAGAACUAGUGAAUGUUUGGAAAGUCUAGAAUUGCAGACUCCAUCAUCGUUUCAAGAUAACCCACUUCAACAAUUGCAGUUAGCAUCGCAGGAAGUACUUGAAAAGGCAAAAAAGAGUGGGAGAUCAAAAUGCCCUCAAUGCAGUAGUUCAAGGAUGUUUUAUUGUUAUACAUGCUUUGUUCCUGUUGAAACUGUACCAACCAAAGAAAUUCCAACUGUGAAGUUGCCUUUGAAGAUUGACAUUAUUAAACACCCAAAUGAAACAGAUGGCAAAAGCACUGCUGUGCAUGCUAAGCUCCUGGCACCUGAUGACGUUACAAUUUAUAAAUAUCCUUGCAUUCCAGAAUACAAAGAAAAAAGACACGAAAUAGCCCUUGUAUUUCCUGGCCCCAAUUCAGUUUCGGUAAAAGAUAUUGCUUUCCAUCUCCAAAAAUACAGUAAGAAAGGUGUUUGUGAUAAGGACGAUGACUGUUGCAGAGAGCCACUUCUUAAGCAAGCAAAAAUAGAACCUAAAGAAGAAGAAGAAAAUCUAAAUGAAUGCAUCUCAAACAACAGGGGUGAAGGCACUAGACUGAAGAAAAUAAUAUUCAUUGACAGUACCUGGAAUCAAACUAACAAAAUAAUAACUGAUGAACGACUUCAAGGGUUGCUGCAAAUUGAGUUGAAGACAAGGAAAACUUGCUUUUGGCGUCAUCAGAAGGGAAAGCCAGAUACAUACCUUUCCACAAUAGAAGCAAUUUAUUAUUUCCUUGUGGACUAUCAUCAGGAGAUUUUGAAAGAGAACUACAAAGGACAAUAUGAUAAUCUGCUUUUUUUCUUUUCAUUUAUGUACACAUUGAUUAAAAAUGCCAAGUGUUGUGCAGGAAAAGAGUAAGAUGUCUGUCUAUAGGUAAGUAACACUGCAUUUUAUUUUGUUUCUUUUGUAAUGAUAAACUGCACAAAUGUAACUAUUUUUAUCUAACUGAAACCUGUAAAUAGAUUGUAUUCUUAAUGGCUACAGUGUUUGUCCAAAAGUAAGCUGCAGACCUCAUGUCCUGCACACGAGUUUGUAGAACUCUGCCGAUGAGCAGUCUGAUUUGAAAAUGGUUAUGCUUUGCUAAAUAUUGUUGUGUUUGAAGCGCCAGACCCAAUAGACUCCUCACAGUCAAGAGUAUUUCCUGAGGGGGGGAUAGGAGGACUUGGCCCCUCUUGCCAGACGGAGUGAUCUCUCUAACUGUAAAAAGGAAUUAGCAUGCUAGCUUUUUAUUAUUAAUAAUACUUUGUUUCAGGUGUUUUCUUUGUGUUUUACCCAGUAAUACUGAUUUCACUUUUAUGACAUCAAAAGCUUACUAAAAUUAUUGGGAUGGUAUUUAAUUUGCGGCAGGGGGCGGGGCACCAAUACGAAAUGAAAGACCACAUUAAGUUAAUACAAUGUAAGUUACGUACUUUCAAGAUUCAUUCUGGAAAAUUGUCCUAGUAAUACAAAAUAGCGAUCUCUAAACAUCAUUAGACAAUGCAUGAUUUCUGUAGCGCCAAUCACAUACUGUUAUAUUAAGAUUAUUCCCAACUUCUUGGAUAAUUUUAGAGUACUUCAAAGAAAUUAAUUUAGUUAAGUGCUUAUUAUUAUUAUUUUGGGUAACACUAACUUAACAAGUGUCACUAUGGCAUAUCGUAGACAGUAAAAUUUUAUCAAUGCCACAUACUUCUAUUCUAAGAAGCAGAAAGGGCUCAUUGCACUGUAGGAGUUGUCUGAAAACUUAGAUCUCUUUGCAUGACCUAAGACAACAUAAUUUGCAGAGACAAGAAAUAGGGAAGAAAGUGGUUCCAACCACAGCAUUUCUGACAAGACUUCCUUAAAUAAGGCAGACUACGAAUCUGCUGUGGUUUUUUUCCUACAGUAAUAGUGCAAAUUUGAACAGUAUAAAUAAGACUUUGUCUAUGCUGAUGAAAUUUUGGCUGGUAUGUCUAGCACUGCUGGCAGAGUCAUCACAUGUGAAUGUAAUUAUACAAGUGUGUCUUUGCCAAGCUAUACCAGUACAGCUAAUGCUGCCAGAGGGUAAUAGACCUAAGCUAUAUAUUUACAGGCAGAGUUAUACAACUAUAUUGUUAUCAUACUAGGAUAUUCUGCUAGUAAAAUACACGGUAGAAAUUAAAGUCUUAAGGUAGAAAAAAAAUGCUUCAUUAGAGGCAUGAUAUAAGAUGGAUAAAUAUUUCUGAAUAUUCUCAGAAGUGUGUUACUUAAGAAAAAAAUAAAUCUUGUCAAAGUGACCCAGUUGAAAAAUUGUAAUAGAUUAUUUUUUAAACAAAAAUUCUGAUUUUUUUUCUUGCAUAUUUUCCUCAACAAAUCUGGCUAAAUUAUCACCUGUAGCCUACUCUCCAGGAGGGCACCCUCGCACCUUGGUGAACACAGAAACAGUGCUUUGAAAAACACUUCAAGAAAAUCUUUCUAUGCUUACACAGCAAUCCAUACAACUGAUCUGUACUAUGUUUUUUAAUGCUUCAAGAUAUUGAAAUCAAAGUUAAUACUGCUUAAAACACAAGAUACAAAUACACUCUCUCUGCGGGUCAUGCUUAUCUUCAGAUCUGUAUGCUUACCUGCACAAGUGAAUGCAUAUAAAAAUGCAUUUCAGUGGACAACACCUCCUGCAUUUGCAAAAAGAGAUGCUAGUUAAGGUACGACUGUAAUGAAAUGUGCAUGAACUAUAACAGCACCAUGAGAAACCCAGGCUUGAAGUCAGAAUGAGAAAGAUUGAUUUUAAAUAUACAUAUACAAUGGCACAGCUGUUCAGUAUAUUGUGAGUUCAUGUGCCAGGCAAUGAGGGAAAUCAGCAGUCAUGUCUCAGUGCUAUUGAAACAACACAUUUCUUUUUCAUUUGGUUCUUAUUGCUAUUGAGAGGUUAUUUUGGCUUUUUACAAUGAUUAAUGCUAUUUCCUUUGGUAUGAAUUUUGAUAGUCUUUUGACAUUUCCAUCUGUUCUUGUAUUUCUUAAACAAAGAUUGCUGUAAUAUUUAAAAAAAAAAUAAAUCACACAAGUAUAAUAGUUUGAGAAGGAAACUUUCACCCACUUUAAACAAACAAAAAUAAAAUGAACCCACUGACCUAAUGUUUUACAAGAACCAGAGAGAAAAAUCGGGGCAGGGGGGCGGGGGAGUUACUUCCAAGACACAUUUCCCUGAAAACAUGUUUUUUUAUUUAAGAAGCAGAGGUCAGAUAAAAGCUUAUAUAAGCUGUUCUUUGUUACUUUUGGAAAAUAGUUUCAUAAGGUUAAAAAUGGUUUCCAAAUUUAAGUUUUGUGUACCUCACUUUAUUUGAACAAUGGGAAUUAAGAAUCUAUUCCAAAAGUAAGUUAAUUUUAAUUCUCAGGUGAAAUGAAUGUACAGAAAAGAUUUUAAAUCUGGAACACUGUGUCCAGGAAUUGGGUUCAGAUUCUUUUUCUUCCAGUGCAACCUCAGUGUAAUGCAAGAGUCGUUCUUAUACCAAGUGACAGAGGCACAUCUUAUAUCCGUAAUUAAUUAUUGUCUGUUGAUAUUCCUGUGAUAACCUUUUAUGAGGGCAGGAAAAAGGUUAUUGUUACUUCUGCUGCAAAUCUGUUCUGUCUGAGCAGCAGAUGUAGUUCCCCCUUCUCUCCCAUCUCCUCCUCUCUCCCCUCUGUAAAAAUACUUAAAUCCUCUGUUUAAUUUCAGUACUGGUUUAAGAAGCCAAACCAACCAAGUCAUCCGCCUUGCACUGACAGUGUCUCAAUACUGCUGAUACAUUUUUCCAGCUUUGAGACUAAAGAAUAGUUUUGUUCCACCAAAUGAAAGCGAUCAAGUGGUUAAUCCUUUCAAGUGCAAUUAGCAGCACUGACCUCCCUAUUCUUUAAAAUGAGGGUCAUGGGGAGGUAAAGGCCAGUUCUGGUCCUCUUCUUUCAUAUCAGAAUACCCCUUCACUAACUAUCUCUUCUGUUUCCAAAAACAUCAGAGAGCAAAGGGGAAAACAGACUUCCACUUCCAUUAGCAGUAACUUAAACAGCCAUAAGUUAAAGGGGGAGGAAAAGGAAGAGCGUCUCUAUCUAUCUCCUUUCACAACAGAAGACAUCUGGCCUCCUGUGGGGAGGCCCCAGAUAACAAAGAACCUGUCAUUACAAACCUCCGCAAUGUGUUCAGAGAACCAUUUUACCUGCAGUCUGGCUCAUUCAUUUCCUGCCACUGAAGCCAUCUGCUUUUGCUUAUUGUGGGUAUUUUUGUUCUUUGUUUGGCCAGGAGCGUGAAGUGGCUUCACUUUAGCAUGCCUGUAGGCUUGGUCAGAAGGAGGAUUUAAUCCUUUUCUCAAAAUGAAUACGAGAGGGAGCUGCAAAAAACAAUUCCUUUCCUGGAAGGUAGCACAAAAGUCAUCCAAGCCUAGGUUGAAUAAAGGGUCAUGUCAGUCCAUGGGGUAAAGAUACAAUGAGAUUGAAAAGAGAUGGCAACUUGGAAUCCACAGCAGAAACUUCCAAAGCACUUGUAAUCUCACCUGAUUUAAAUCCUUUGCUACUGCUUCUUGCAAAUUUUUUUCAGUUUGAGUCCAUCUGGUUUUCCACACAGACUUCUUCAGGCCCAAUUGCAGAGUAAUGCAGCGAUCUGUUCUCACUUUCCUCUUGCACUGAGUUUCAGUAUUUUGCCUGAAUGCUUUAAAAAUCAGUCUGUCUUCAUAAAUGAUGGUCAUAGUGUAUUUAUAUAGAACGUAAUGCGAUGUGAAAAUCCAGUCCAGCUAUCCCUAUCUUUGAAAAUACCAAAAUACGGAGGGGGGGAAACUUCCUAUUGGUUUCCCAUCAUUUACUAUAAUGCAGUUAAUACACUCCCAGGUACCAUUAACUUGUGUCUCAAAGUAUUCCAAAAAGCUGCGCAUCAGCUGAAUUCAUCAAACCUGUUUUGUGACACAAAACUUAACAGUGACUGCAGCAACAUUAAAACAGGAAAGCUUUCCCACUAAGAUGAAAAGAUCAUUGGCAGUAAGACACUCAUCUGUCGAUACCAAAAUAAGAGGUUACCCAUUAAAGUACUGAAUAACUCAACAUAAUUCCUGAACUGUUAUCCCUUGUCUUAAGAGACAUUAUUUUAGUAAAAUUCCAAUCCUGUCAUUAGUAAGAACAUUGAUUUUGACUGGUGACACUUAGGAAUACCAACAAUUCAGAGUAAGUGUUUAUAUGAAAAAUUUACAACAUUCUUCCUGUUCACUUGUUAGGAAAGGUAACACAUUGCUGCCAUUUUAUGGAUUCUGAAGAGAAAUCAGAUGCUGUAGAAUUUUGAAAGUAGUGUAUAACAUUAAACUUUAAAAACACUCAUAGCGGUGUGGUUUCUUUACCACUACCUGCCAGAAGAAAAAUAACCAAAUAGUUCUUGAGUCCCACAGCAAGAGGUAGGAACUACUUCUCUAAUGCAAACCAGACUUUGUAUUUUCAUCUCACUGAAAAUGGAAAUUUUUGUCUAAGUUUAGCAAUAUCGGUGUUGUUGUCACAUUCAAAUCAACUAUGAUUUUACUGCUGACUUUUCAGACCACUGGUGUCGUAAUAGGGUGUUUAGAAACAUACCACAGAAGAGUGAACAGAAGAGAAUGUUCCACACCAGUAUACUCAAGAUUGAGUCCUACUCGACCUGUGAUCUGUGUGCUUCACUUACCUUUACCUGUAGUUCAUUUCUGCCUCUGAAUAACGUGUCUCUACAUAGGAAGCUGGGCCCAUAAGUCAGUAGAACUCAGCAUGUAAUCUAAAGGCUGAGUAGUACUGCUUCAAAGGUUCUGAUGGUAAAAUUUCUGCUUUCCAACAACAGGGAUAGAAGAGCUAUACAGAAGUAUGUGUAUAUGUGUAAAUAUGAAUAAAUAUAUACCUCGCCCCUAGUGAUAAAUGCAUUAGGACACAAGGCAAAGAUUUUCUUCUAUGCUGUUUCUGUCUUAGGGAACAAAGAAAAUCAAAGUGUGGUAUCAGAGUUUACAAAAUUAAAGAAUAAACUGCUAUACAUACAGAGCAAAUGUAUACUUUAAUUAGAUGCAAAGAUAUAGCUGAGCUUGUUAAUGUACACAGAUGAGUAGUUUCACUAGGAAUUCAUUUGUUAAGUUUGGAUGCACUACCCAGCACAACCUGCACUAUCCCUCCAAACAAUACACUGGAAAAACAAGUAAUAUUUCAUACCUUUUCAUCAUUCUGAACAUCACUGCUGAGGAGUCUAGUGUAGUUCCCUACUCUUGUCUCGUAAAGUAUCACAUUGUCUUUGUAUCUCUAAGCAGCACUGAAGUAUUAGAUUUGAAGGAAAAAAAAGUUAAGCACAUCCAUCCAGGCUUAACAUGGCAUGGCAAAAGAGACCAAAGGAGUAAACGGGUUAUUCCAAACCAAUUAAAAGAGUAAAACUGCAAAGAAAAAUUUAGAGAGUGUUGAACUACACAGAAAUUCUGACUCACCCGCACAGACGAAAUGCCAUGGUUCAUGCUCCACCAUUUGUUUAGCAGAGAAGAGGAGAAAGGAGCCAGAGCACACCCCCCUGGUACUAACAAAAAUGCAUUUGCCUCAAGCAAUUGUGUGCAUGAACACCCACAGUGAACAUGCACAUAUAUGGCCCUUGAUGGAUAAUUCACAUUACAUAUAAUGCAUCGUGAUGUUUUCUUUGCUGUCUUGAUUACUUACUGGAGAAUAAAAUAAUCAAGCCGGAGUUAGUGUUUCUCUGAUGUUUUGGUUUUUUAUUAGUAAUAUACAAUUAGUUUAUAAAGUCCUUGGUUUAUGCUAGUUUUUAUUCUAUUUCAAGGUAAUUUUAUUACCAACAACAGCAGGUAAGCCUAUUAAUAUAACUGUAAAUUUUAUAAUACACCUUCUGUCCUACAAAACUGAGGUAAGACCUGGCCUUUACUCUGUGAGAAUACACUUUUGUGCAUAUGAUCUGGAAUAACACAUAACUUUAAUAAAACAAGUUGUCUGUGAGGUAAAUAACAUGGACACUUCAUUUUUUGCGACAUUUUAUGUCUCAGUAUCAUCUUCAACAGACAUGCUAUCAACAAUGAUUGGCUAUAAUCUCUAGUCAUAUUAACGUCUAUAUCUGUUAAUGUCUACAAUUCCUGGUUUUAAACAUACUUUAGGACUCUUGAGGCUUUCAUCAUAAUGACUUAGGUUGGUUUCCAUAUGGAAAACCUUAUUUCUACUCAAUUAAAAUCUGAAUUAUAAAAAACAUUCCUAGGAUGCACUCCAUUUUGAAGUGUCUCAUAUAAUCAGUGAGUCUUUUUUUUUUUAAUCAUACUUGAAUGCUACCCUCUCAGCUUAAAGGUCUGCUUUAGUACAAUUUCUGAAACGAUUUGCUUUAGAGACAGAUGCUAAUGAAUUGAACAGAAUCAGACUCUUUGUAAGUCUAAAAAAAAAGCAUCCUUAGCAUCUUUUCUACAGAAGAACAAUACUUUGGGUUCCAGCAAAAAAAUUUGCUCAAGCUGAAACUACAGGCUUAAUUUCAAAUGUUUCUGCUAAUGCUAAAUAAAAAUUCUGUAUUUCAGGAACAUCAUAAAUGUUUUAUUUCUUUCAAAAACUAUUUUUGGAACUUCAAUUUCAUGACUAAAUUGUCUGCCAAAUGCAGCAUGAAUUCCAGCUGACCUGAACCUGCAUUUUAUAGUCAUUAGUAUUGAAACAUUCUAUGUAGCUUUCUCUGAUCACAGACGUCCUUUGGGCCAAAUCAGUGCUGCAGAGUCAGGGUUUUUUUUUCAUAUUUACAGCAGACAAGGAAGCAACUUGAUACAACUUCAGUUUUCAGAAACAUCGCAUAAAGCACCUCAGUCUACUUGAAGCAGUUGGAUCAAGCUACUUCCUCUUAUAACCUCACACAUGUCUAAGUGUGGUUAGAAUAUUGGCUUCAAUCUGCAUACCUAUGUCAGUUAAGAGUACAAAAAAUGCUUGCAUUCUUUUCUAUCAUGACUGUGUUGGCAAAAAAUAUAACAUAGAAGCCUUUACAUUGCCAAAAGCUUCCUCGUUUCCUUCAAUAUGGCUUGCUUUAUCUGGGGAACUGGUUUAAAAUCCGUGCCUGAAGCAGCUGCCAGGGAAUUUGCCAACAAAGCUACACUGCCAAACUCUCAAAUGCAGUAUAAUCUCUAACAUAGGCAUAGCCUAUCUGAUUUUGCUCAUUUUAAAAGGAGAAUCCAUUGAAAAAAAUAUAACAGGGUAAGAAACAAGAAGUCUUGAAUCUUUUAAAGUCCAUGAAAACUAACACAUUAGAUUCAAGCCAGCAAGGUAACGUGCAAUACUGUAGCUGUUCCAACAUAUGGAUGGUCUUAUGGAAAUGGCCAGCAAUUCUUUUUCUAGGCUCCUGCAAAGGUCUGCCUUGUCUGUAUAGGCAGUGGCCAUUUUCAGUUAAACAUGUGCCUGUGUAUAUUCAUCUUGUGAGGCAUCAAUUUAGAAACGACAUUUCUUGUUUUUCUCUUUGUUGUCACUUUUCUUGUGAGAAAUUAAUGUAUCAUAACUAAGACUGUACUGAACUCUGUCAUUGGUUUGUAGUACCUUUUAU